This is a messenger RNA of Penicillium taxi, 810 nucleotides long. RefSeq lists its product as uncharacterized. The coding region runs from base 1 to 810 and encodes 269 amino acids. The transcript is spliced from 3 exons. NCBI's taxonomy places the organism in Eukaryota, Fungi, Ascomycota, Eurotiomycetes, Eurotiales, Aspergillaceae. The record is from RefSeq and is a predicted model, not a curated record.
AUGCGAUAUCUACUCGUCUACCCUCAAUUGCGCACUGCGAUACCCCGUUUGACUCAACGUCGCCUGCAAAUUCAGUUAUGGGCCCGAUACAAAUCUCAUCUUACCCAACCACGACCCUCACAACAACAUGAACGUACGACAGCUGAAGCCAAAAAACCUGCGACAAUAGCCCGCACACCUACGCCGACAACCACACCUUCGAAGACGGUUUUGCGAAGAGGUACCGGUCACACAAUAUGGAGGCCACCGGAGCGCAUUUUGGUCUACUAUGGAGGAACCGGCCGAGCCAUGUUCUUGGGAAUACUGCGAGUAACCACCAUUCUUCUCUUCGGCGCAGCCUGCCUUGUCAUCGCACCAAUCUAUGAUACGGCCGAGAAUGAGUGGUAUAUGAAACCACUCGUCAUUGCCGGUGGAGCAUUGCCGAUGAUAUUUGUCGCAUACACUUCUGCGCCCUAUGUGAACUUUAUCCAUCUCGCUCUUCCUUCAAUUGCCAGAAAAUCCCGAGAAGCAGCCCUUCUCUACAUCAAGGAUCUCCCGCCUACGGCUACUCUAUACAUUAACACCAUGCGCUUCAACACGAUACCGCGCCAGACCAAAGUCAUGCUUGGAGAUUUAAUAGCGGAGAGGGAUCCUCUCCGUCCAGUCGCUUUCCGGAAUUUGAAACCACUCCCGAAGCCCUGGUGGAUGGGUCGACCUACAACUCAGUUUUUUACUGCGGCUAACAGUCAUCCAGGGCGGCAAUCUAUGGCUUUUUACCCUGAAGCUUGGCCGGACAUUUAUAAGCGGAUUCAGUUGAAUGCUCAAAAGUAG